AUGCAGCUUCGAAAGACAUGCAGUUGCAUAGCCCACAUACAAAAUGGUCCCCACCGCUUAUCACCACCACUAGAGUCUCUAGAAAACAUCAUCGACUUUUCCUCCUUCAUACCCUUGACAGCAGACCAGCGCUCCCAGGCCCAUGACAGGUUCUAUGCUGUCAUCAAUCAUUUCAGUGCCCCUAAUACAAAGGAAGGAUACAGCCGCCCACUACUUGUCUGGUAUAUGCUUGAGUAUGCGCGCUCUGAACUGUCACAGGAUAUUAUUCUGCGUGUCUUCUUUGAAUUUCUGAAUCUGGGUCUUACCAGUGAUGAUGAUGAUAUUGAUUUUGAUGAUCAACUGGGUAUCGGUUUGACCACCUUUGCAGACUUUCUAAUUGAUAACUUUUUUCUACUCAGGUUGAUCUCCUAUCUUCCCGUCUUCAUUAUUUCAUGUCUGUUAGCUCCAUGCAUCAGUAAGGCUUCUGGUCACUCCACCGCCCAACCCUCGCCCGCUCACCUGUCGAUUAUUCAGCAAGAUGAAUUUACUGCCACCCCUGACCGACUGUCAGCCCUAGGGGUAUUUGUCUUGUCCGUGACCGGAAUCGUUGCGUGA
Messenger RNA from Ophidiomyces ophidiicola, 594 nucleotides. RefSeq lists its product as uncharacterized. Bases 1 to 594 code for a protein of 197 amino acids. NCBI's taxonomy places the organism in Eukaryota, Fungi, Ascomycota, Eurotiomycetes, Onygenales, Onygenaceae. The transcript has a single exon. The record is from RefSeq and is a predicted model, not a curated record.